Molecule: messenger RNA, 3846 nt
Organism: Rhipicephalus sanguineus (brown dog tick)
Lineage: Eukaryota; Metazoa; Arthropoda; Arachnida; Ixodida; Ixodidae
Product: sodium/hydrogen exchanger 11-like
Exons: 18
Coding region: 53-3394 (1113 amino acids)
Biological process (GO): proton transmembrane transport
Cellular component (GO): membrane
Molecular function (GO): sodium:proton antiporter activity
Source: RefSeq, a predicted model, not a curated record
AGUGGCCUUGAAGAAGUUGCAGCGCCGGAUCCGCUUUCCGUACACAGUGUUCAUGUUCAUCGCGGGGUUUGGGUUCUCGUAUCAGGACGCCGAGAAUGAGAAGGGCCUCGACUCGCUUUCCAUGUGGUUGCGAAACAUCAAGUUCCACGUGCUCAUGGUGUUCGUGCCAGCGGCGACAGUGUAUGCCACGCAGGGCAUCAACCACUUCAUCUUCCGCAGAUGCCACCGAGAGAUCACAGUCUUCUCCGUGGGAACGCUAGGCAUCAGCACGGUGGUGUCGGCGCUGUACGCGUACACCUUCCUGGGCACCAAGGGCAUCAACAACUGCUUGCUGUUCGGCAUCCUGCUUUGCUCCUGCGAGAGGCUGCCCAUCGCCGAUGAGCUGCUAGAGGAAGGGCGCUACCCCAUACUGACCACGAUGUUGCAGGCCGAGUCCAUCGUCAACAAUCUCUUCGUCUGGUCCGUCCUUGACACCGUCGAGGCCCAUGAAAAUCAGAGCGUGACGACAGUGCUGAACCACCUGCUGGUGUCGCACGUGAUGGGCACUCUGGGCGGCGUAGUGAUGGGAGCCGUGGCCAUCUGGUCGCUGCGCCUGGCGCCGCAGAGUCAGAGCAGCAACACGUUCCUGCACAUAUGCCUGACGUACGCCACCUUCUGCCUGCUCGAGGUCAUGGGCAUCUCGGGCGUCGACGGCGUGGUGGCCUUCACGCUCAUCACCACUUCGCACCGCCUGGUCGCCUGCACCGAGCUCGAGGGCCUGCUGCACAAGUACUGGUCGGCCAUCUACGACGUUUCGGGUUUCCUCUCGCUCUUCAUGUCAUCGCUGUACGGCGGCGAGUUGCUUUUCAUCUUCGCCCGGACCAGCAUCUUGCCACAAUCUCGGCUGCAUCUGUCGCAGGUGGCGCUGGCAUACGGCGUGCGCAUCCUGGCGCGACUGUUCUCGGUGGUGGCCCUGUUUCCGAUCAUCGAGCAGUUUGGCUACCCGGUGUCGUGGCGCCAGGCCGCGGUCACCGUGUGGAUGGGACUCAAAGGGCCACUCAACAUCACCGUCGUCACCUUCCUCUACCACCAUCAGUCGACUAUCAACGUUGAAUACGUCGGAGGGACGUUUCCUUACAUCGUUUGCGACAUACUCCUGGGCCAGUUGAUAAACGUCACUUUCCUCGAAUUUGUCUUCAGGACUUUCGGGGUACUGGAAGUGUCCGAGAUUGAACAGCGCACCAUGUCGAGCGCCGUGACGUACCUGAAGGACCAUGUGAUGGUGUCCAGUCGAGUCCAGGAGGCCGACUCGUACUUCCGGCCGGUCGACUGGAAGUGGGUCUUGCGCCACACCAUCAUCCAGAAUCCGUUCGCGUCGGGACACAAGCCGUGGUUGAAGCUUGACUCGAAAAGGAGACCCUGCCAGCGCGAAGCUCAGAUAAAGGAGGAACACUUUGCCGUCGAAAACGUGCUCAGAAUCGAGCAGGUGAGCUAUUCGAGGCAGUACCGAGAAGGAAUGAUCCAGAAGAGCACCAUGAUGACUCUGCUGGCGGCACUGCAGUACCCGUUCGAUAAGAAAGUGUACAUGGGCGCGGACACCAUCGAAUCGCUGAUCGACAUUCCCGAUUGGAUCAAAUGGACGAAGGAGCGCCUGUCGGUGUCCAGCUUCGGCGAGGACCUCAUGGACGACACCGAGUCCUUCCAGAGCCAGAUGGAGCGCAACGUACAGGAGCGCAUCAUCGACAUGUUCGAGCACAAGUACUACGAGCUGGUCAUCACCAGCACCACGCUCACCUUCCUCACGUGCCUGCUGGGCAUGCUGAUGAACACGCCACUGCCGCCCAAGCCGCGCUCGGACGCCGUUCUUGUCAUCGAGGGCGUCUACAUCAUUCUCUUCGCCGCCGAGAUUACCACCAUGAUAACGGCUUACGGGCACCGGUUCGUGCGGUUGGACAACUACAACAAACUGGACCUGGUGCUGGUGGCCACGUGCAUCUUCGUGUUCAUCGUCCAGUUUACCAUCUACUUCCUGGUUGCCGCGCAGUACCAGUACCAGACCAUCCCCACGACCAUCUUCAUCCUGGCCAUGUCUGUGCGGCUGGUCCACGCCGUCAAGUACAUCGAGGUGGUCCAGGACUGGUUGGUGGACGUGCUUCACCGAUACCUGGACAAAAUAAUCUACGCGGCGUACGAGACCUCGCUGGCCAUCAUCACGGGCGAGGAAGAGGUGCAGCAGAACGUGUGGAAGUACGUGCCGUCACCCGACCUGGCGCUGGAAACGCGCAGCCGCGCCACCAACAAUCGGCUCAUCGUGCUGCGCAACCUGGUGGAGAUCCAGUCGCGCUUCCCGGGCAUCGCGGUCGCCUUCAAGAGUCGCCAGGCGGGCCAGACCAUCUUGAACGACGUGUCGGCGCACGUGGCCGAGAUGCAGCGCGACGGAUUCUUUACCGAGGAGCAGCAUCGAGAGCUGUACCAGAUGCUCAAGGACAAGAUGAUGGGUAUCAUUUGCGCGCCCAACAGCUUGCCUGCGAGCUACAAGCCGAUCGCCGUGCUGCGUGUCAUUCCCUGGAUCGGGUCUGACAGCGUUCGACAGUUCCUUGCUAUGCAGCUCAGGCCGGUGGCUUACGGAGCCGGCGACGUCAUCGUCGACAAGGGCUGCGAAAGCCCGAUUCUCAUUACAUACUCGGGCAUUGUCAAAAUCGAGGGCGAGGUGGAGUUCCGCGAUGACGGGGCGCUGCCGAACUCGUCGUCGUCGCUGUUCUUCUUCAGCGACGAGUACUUCGAGGACUAUCUGGGCGCCCCCGUCACACUGGGGGCCCUCGGCCUGGUAACCGACGAGCCCACCGCGACACGAGUAUCUACCGAGACGCCCGUCAAUGCGUACAUUAUCCCUCGGAGCCGCGUUAUGGAGGCGAUACAGAUAUUCACCAAGCCUCCUAGCUUCCUGUACCAGAUAUGGUACUAUAUCGCCAACAUUUUCGGCGUGCUCAUUUUACAAACUCAAGCGAAGUACCAGACGUGGCCCGUGGAGAAGAUCAAGAUGCGGCUGAGCUCGUUCCUGCUUCCGGACUUGUCGAGUGCGCACGACUUCCUCGUCAGUCCGGACAUCGAGGACAUCCUCCUGAUCCAGGGCACGCUGGUCGACGUCAACAUCGGAAACAUCUACGUGGCGCCGGCCUACAUCCCGCGCUCCGUCAAGAGGUUCAUUUUUCCCGGCGACUUCGCGACCAGGCCGCGACCAGUGAUUAUUGUCAUUUCGAAUAAGCAGUACAAGUUGCCGCUCGAGUUCGACUGGCUUCGCCGAGUGCCCACGGAAGAGGAGCGCAUCGCAGAGAUGGAGGCCAGUCGACGGGGUGAUAUUGGACGAGAGUACCGGUACCUGAACAAGCGCAGAAACACCGACCAGGACUUCUAGCCAUCGAUAGCGAGCGUCACUUUUCGACGAUUCGGCUUAGUUGGCCUAUAUGCGCAGUUUUUAAUGUGUGUGUUUUAAAUUUACGUAAAAUUACCAACGUAACCGAGAUGCUGCUUGAGUGAUGGGACGAAGGCAAUUCGCCGCCAAUAUCGAGCAUUGCACGAUGAAGGGCGCGGAGCGGUUCUGCUUUCCUUGGACGGUCCGCUCCUGCGCGCUCUAUAGGUACUAGGGGCCCCUCGGCGAGCGAGCGCCCAGAUUGGUGAACAAUUAGUGAUAUAUUUCCGCUAAAGACGCCGCAUAGAACUGUUUGGUUACGUGCGUUUGUGGAUGUGUGUGAGCGUACUGUCGCGAUUCCGUGCUCGUAAUGUCUUUCCCUCACGGAUGCUCAUCUGUGAAAGGGGCAUCAUGACUGGAUGGAUUGAUUAAAGCGCAUCCUUGUCUAAGCGUGUCUA